GAUGAAUGCAUGGUAACUAGGAAAACUAAAAUGUAGAACUAGAUUGAAACAAAUACCAGUUUUAAGAUUUGUAUAUUGAUUGUGUGAGUUAAUACAUUAUAACUUAUUCACCCGCAGAGCCGGACUUGAACCUAGGUUUAUGAAACAUUGGAAUGGGUUCCCCACUUUCAACUUUUUCUUUUAUAUGUAUGUAUAUAAAUAUGUUGAUCAGUUGAUAUAUGUAAACUUAAAUGCAUAGAAAAAUUAAAAGGGAAAGUUUCGGUAGUGGUGUAAAUAAUAAAUAUUUAUAUAUAGUGAUUUAGUUGAUGUUGUGAUAAAACUAAAAAAGUAAGCACGAUAUCUUUAAUUUGCUAGGCGAAACUUGUCAUACUUACCUUCAUCUCCAUAGAAGCAACUUUUUUUGUUCAUCUAUAAAAAAACCAGAUUUUUUUUUGUUUCUUACAUUAACAUUUUUUUUUUUUGGAUAGGGUCCCCGAGAGCUCAGGCGCGACUCUGUUCACCCGUAUUUAUACUUCUUCAAAAUCCAAUAUUUAUUUUUAUCUUUAGAAAAAAUAUCGUAUACUACCUCAAAAGUUGAUAAUACAACCAAACAAAUGUGGUCUUUUCCUAAGGCAUUGAGAUUUAAGUCAUUUCUAGAAUCAACACUAAUCUUAUCACGGCUAUUUGUUUGUUUCUGUACUUGAAGAUGAUCCCUGAUGGAUUUUAUUACAGAACUACUGAAGUUAAUAUUUAGAUUAGUUUAGAGCCUUUAGGUACAUAUACAUGAUGGAAAAUCAGCUAAAUAUAUUUUCCCUACUCAACUACAGUAACUACAGCUCAAGGUCGUGGAAACCCUCACAUAACAUCUUCUCUGGUUCCUUACCAAGGAAUAUUAACUUUCCAUAUCUCCUGAGUUUUUCAAGAAACCGUCUCACAAGAUUUCCUAACACAUAGUUUCUCAAAACUGGAGGAUUUGGAGUCUGGAUUUGUCCUACAAUAAGCUAUAGACGGAACCAUCCCUCCACAGCUUGUUGACGUCAACAAUACUUUAAUAUGUCUUGCAAUCAUCUGGCGAAAUCCUUCGGAGGCCAUCUUGAAACCUUUUAAGGAGAUGAGUUACAUAGGCUGCUCAUCUUUGUUGGCCUUCCUACCAAUAAAAGUGGGAUUUCCACAAAUGUCCCAAAAUGAAAUGUAAUUAUUAUAUAUAAUAGGGGCAAAGAUGGAAACUCGAAAAUCCUAAUCCGCCAAACUAGUAUUCUUCAAAGUCGCACUCAUUAGACUAAUAUUUCAUGUUUUACUUUCCAACUAGGUUCAUAACUAACAUCCAUGUGUCCUAGGUUAUUAACAAAAAGUCCAAGAUGAUCUCAUUACUCGGUGAUCUAAACCCUUCUUGUUGAAAAGAAUCAGACACACAACUUUACAAUCUCUGUAAACAUGACUAACAACAAGAGCUUCCUCUUCUUGAUCAUCCUAUGUUUUCUUCUUACAAUCAAAACAAAUGUUAUCCUUGUCUCUGCUCAAGAUCAACAGUGCUUGGCCAAAGGAUCUUUCAACACAAACAGCACUUUCAACAAGAACCGUCUCCUUCUCCUCUCUUCUCUUCCUUCUAACGUCACUGCUCAAAACAACUUCUUCUACAAUUCUUCUCUAGGCCAAGACCGAGACAAAAUCUACGCUCUAGCGAUGUGUAUUCCCGACACCGAAACAGAGGACUGCUCAAACUGCGUCAAGACAACUUCCGAUGGACUUAUCAAGACCUGUCCUAACAACACCGAAGCUUUUCACUGGUCAGGUGGUGAAAAAACUCUAUGCUUCGUACGUUACUCGACCCGUUCUUUCAUUGGCUCACCAGAUAUGGACCCGCGUCAGAUUCUUCCCAACGCUACGGAUAUAACAUCGAAUUUGACUGACUUUGAUGGGAUCUGGCAAUAUCUGAUGCUUAGUAUGGUGGAUUCAGCUUCGUCAAAGUACUAUGAAGCUGAGACCAGACCCUUGACAAGCACUAGUUCUGGAGAUAGGAUGACGAUCUACACGAUUAUGCAGUGUACUUCUGAUGUAUCUAGAGCUGAGUGCAACACAUGUUUGAGAAACAGCGUAGGUGAUUAUCAGAACUGUUGCCGUGGGAAACAAGGAGGUCUUGUUACUCGUCCAAAUUGCAUUUUCCGGUGGGAGUUUUAUCCUUUUUACGGAGCCUUUCGCAACACUUCACCACCGGCUAAGAAAGACGGUUCUUCAACGGUGAAAAUUGUCGUCCCAGUUCUUGUCGUUGCCUCCUUAUUGAUUCUAGCUGUGGUUGGCUACGUUCUUUACAGGAGGAGGAAGAAAAAUAAUAAGGACAGUUUGAGAGAGACUUAUCAAGAACUUGAUACAGCAGAAGUUGAGGCUCUAUCUUCAUUGAAAUUCGAGUUCCGUGUUAUUCAAGUUGCGACUAGUGACUUCUCUGAAGAGUCUAAGCUCGGGGAAGGUGGAUUUGGUCCAGUGUACAAGGGAAAGCUUCAAAACGGCGAAGAAAUAGCGGUGAAGAGAUUGGCUUUAAGUUCAGGGCAAGGAGAAGAAGAGUUCAAGAACGAGGUUUUGUUGUUAUCUAAGCUUCAACACAGGAAUCUAGUUAAGCUACUAGGUUUUUGCUUGAAAGGCGAAGAGAGACUUUUGAUCUACGAGUUUGUUCCCAAUUCAAGCCUUGAUCAUUUCAUAUUCGAGGUUGCGAAACAAGACCAUACACUGUCCUUGAAGGCUAGUUGGAGCACACGGUACAGCAUUAUCGAAAACAUAGCUAGAGGGAUUCUCUAUCUACAUGAAGAUUCUCGUCUCAAGAUCAUUCACCGUGACUUGAAGCCUAGUAACAUUCUUUUAGACUACCAGAUGAACCCCAAAAUUUCAGAUUUUGGGAUGGCGAGGUUGUUCGAGUCAGAUGAUCAGACACAAGGCCUAACAACAAGCAGAGUCAUGGGAACCUACGGUUACAUGGCACCAGAGUACAUAGCGCGAGGACGGCUCUCGGUUAAAACCGAUGUUUACAGUUACGGUAUUAUGGUUCUUGAGAUCAUAUGUGGUCGGAAGAACAAUAGCUUUCAGCCAAGUGGAGUAGCUCUCCAUGCGUGGACAAAUUGGCGCGGGGAUAGAGCACUGGACAUUGUAGAUUCAGUGAUCACAGAGAAUGUAUCAAGAAACGAGGUGAUGAAAUGCAUCAACAUAGGGCUCUUAUGCGUUCAAGAGAGUGUGACGAGAAGACCAAACAUGAACUCAGUAGUUCACUGGCUCAAGAGUAACUCGGUGACUCUUCCGGUUCCAUCAACACCUGCGUAUGUUGUUCAUAGUGAGUCAGGUGAAGCUUCUCGUGUUUCGCAGUCGACGGUCAAUGUUUCAAUCACUGAGCUUGAGCCACGUUGAUUGUGAAGUUUCGGUUUAUUUUUGUUGAUUAUGCUUUUCAUAAGCUCUGCUUUGUAUAUGAUUCGUUUAUGUUAAUUCUAAAUCGAGUAAACCAAUUCAGUUACAACUAAACCGGAAAAGACCUUGGGUUUGAUUCGACAAGUUCAUGAUCAAGGUUCGGUAAGAGCCGCCGAAACGGUGUCGUUUAACGAGAUGGGUAAGUUAUCCCAAAAGAGACAGUUAACGCCACUUGUUAGCCCCAAUCGUGAAAGAGUUAUUCUUGGUUCACCCCUAGUUAGGUUCAUCAGCCAAUAGAAAAUUGUCAUUUUAAAUCUAGUAUCUUUUAAUUAAGGAAACCAAAUAACUUGCAAAUUAUAUUAUUUUUUCAAAAUAAAAUUUAAAAAUAAAUAAAAAUAAUAUAUAAAAAACGAAUUCAA
Messenger RNA from Brassica napus (rape), 3785 nucleotides. RefSeq names its product cysteine-rich receptor-like protein kinase 44. Gene Ontology annotation, biological process: protein phosphorylation. The transcript has 6 exons. The record is from RefSeq and is a predicted model, not a curated record. Lineage: Eukaryota; Viridiplantae; Streptophyta; Magnoliopsida; Brassicales; Brassicaceae. Gene Ontology annotation, molecular function: protein kinase activity; ATP binding. Bases 1414 to 3369 code for a protein of 651 amino acids.